Gastrolobium bilobum is the source of this 2602-nucleotide messenger RNA. RefSeq names its product protein SMAX1-LIKE 3-like. NCBI's taxonomy places the organism in Eukaryota, Viridiplantae, Streptophyta, Magnoliopsida, Fabales, Fabaceae. The transcript has 4 exons. Bases 1 to 2502 code for a protein of 833 amino acids. The record is from RefSeq and is a predicted model, not a curated record.
AUGAGAGGAGGUAUUUGCAGUAUACAGCUUCAGGCUCUGACACCAGAGGCUGCAACUGUUGUUAAACAAGCAGUUAAUCUUGCAACAAGAAGAGGCCAUGCACAAGUGACUCCUCUGCAUGUUGCUAGUGCUAUGCUUGCAACUUCCACAGGACUUCUACGCAAGGCUUGUCUUCAGUGCCAUUCUCACCCUCUUCAAUGCAAAGCUCUUGAGCUUUGUUUCAAUGUUGCACUCAACCGUUUACCAGCUUCCACACCAAGCCCACUUUUGGGUCCUCAGUAUUCCACUCCUUCACUUUCCAAUGCAUUGGUUGCAGCCUUCAAACGUGCUCAGGCUCACCAACGCCGUGGAUCUAUUGAGAACCAGCAGCAACAUAUUUUGGCUUUGAAAAUUGAGGUGGAACAGCUCAUAAUCUCCAUCCUUGAUGACCCAAGUGUGAGUAGAGUCAUGAGAGAAGCUGGUUUCUCUAGCACCCUUGUUAAAAGCAGGGUUGAACAAACUGUUUCAAUGGAAGUUUGUUCACAAAAUCCUCCUGAUAGGAGCCAUUCCAAAGAAAGCACCAAGCCUCAAGUUCUUUUGGGUGGGGCUUCAUUCAUCAAGCCUAUGGACCAUGUGAAUAAUGAUGAUGUAACUAGUGUGUUGAGUGAAUUGGUGAAGAGGAGAAGAAACACAGUGAUUGUGGGGGAGAGUCUUGCUAAUGCUGAGGGAGUAGCUAGGGGAGUGAUGGAUAGGUUUGAAGUAGGCAAUGUUCCUGGAGACUUGAGGUAUGUUCAAUUUGUGAGUCUUCCUCUUAUAUGCUUCAGGAACAUUAGUAAGGAGGAAGUUCAACAGAAGCUUGUGGAGGUAAGAAGCCUUGUGAAAAGUUAUGUGGGAAGAGGGGUUAUUCUUUAUUUGGGUGAUCUAAAAUGGUUGUUUGAAUUCUGGUCAAAUUAUUGUGACCAAAAAACCAACUAUUACUGUUCUGUAGAACAUAUGGUCAUGGAGCUAAAAAAUUUGGUCAGUGGAAGUGGGGAGAAUAGUAGACUUUGGCUUAUGGGAAUUGCAACUUUUAAAACAUACAUGAAGUGUAAAAUAUGUCUCCCAUCCCUAGAAACUAUUUGGGAUCUUCAUCCUUUCACUAUUCCUGUUGGCAGCUUGAGCCUAAGUUUAAAUUUUCACAGUGAUUUUAAAGCUCAGGAUAGAAGCAAGGUGUUAUUCAAGGAUGUGCCUUAUGAAUAUAGAGUAGAAGUCCGAAAGCACCUAACUUGCUGCAGGGAUUGCUCGAUGAAUUUUGAAAAAGAAGCUCAGAGUAUAACUAACAGUAUAAGCAAGAAAGUAUGCACUGCUAGCUUGCCAACAUGGCUCCAAAAUUGUAAGGAAGAGAGAAGUUAUGUAAUGGAAGAAGAUCAGGAAAAUGCUAGGCUUAAGGAUCUUUGCAAGAAAUGGAACUCAAUUUGCAAUUCAAUACACAGACACCCUUCCAUUCUUGAGAAACCAUUUUUAUUUGUUUCAUCCUCUCCUUCAUCUCCCACUUCUGUUUCCUCACAUGAAGGAAAGUCUAACUUGCAUCAAAGCCACCUAAAUUGGCCAAUCAUUUCUGAACCAGAAAAAGUACCAAAAGAAUGUGAGUUAUACACUGAAACUGGUGAUGAUUGCUAUGAUGGCAACUUCAUAAUGUUCAUGCCAGAAAGAAAUGUCCCUAAACCAGAUCUUUUGUCAAAUCCCAACUCUAGCCCCAACUCAGCUUCUUCAAGUGAAGCACUAGACGGUUUAGAAAGCACUGAAAUGUUCAAGGAACUUAAUGCUGAGAAUCUUAAGAUUCUGUGUGAUGCCUUGGAGAAAAAGGUUCCACAACAUAAAGAAAUUAUUCCAGAGAUUGCAAGUACUGUCCUUCGUUGUAGAUCAGGAAUGAGAAAAGGAGAGAACCAAUUGAUGAAGAGAGAAGACAAGCAAGAAACUUGUAUGUUGUUUGUGGGUGUGCAUUCUCAAGCCAAAGAGGAUAUCUCAAGGGAGCUAGCUAAGGUUGUUUUUGGCUCUUACAGUAACUUUGUCACAAUUGGUAUGAGCAGUUUCUCUUCCCAAGGAGCUGAUUCCACUGAUGAGAAAUCCAAAAGGAAGAGACCAAGAGAUGAGUUGGAAAGCACUUAUUUGCAGAGAUUUGGUGAAGCAGCCAAUGAGAACCCUCAUAGGGUGUUCUUCAUGGAAGACUUGGAGCAAGUUGAUUACUUUUCUCAAAAGGGUGUUAAGCAAGCUAUAGAAAGUGGAAGUAUAACACUUCCAAGUGGUGAGUCUGUUCCUUUCAAGGAUGCCAUUGUCAUUUUCAGUUGUGAAAGCUUCAGUUCAGUGUCAAGAUCAGCAAGAAAGUCACUAUCUGCUGAAAACAAAGGAAAAGAGACUAUGGAUGAUAAAAGUCCAAGCCUCUCUUUGGAUCUGAAUAUAGCAAUUGAAGAUGAUGGUGGAGACACUGGUAUCCUAGAAUUAGUUGAUAAGCAAAUUAAUUUUAACAUACAAGAGUUGCUAUAGGAGGGGAGAAACAAUCUUCUAUGUUAAAUUUGGGUGUUACUUUUUUUUCUGUUUUUCUUUAUGUUUUUCUCUUCUUGUAUUGUUUUUCAGCGACACUUAG